AUGCGUACCUUUGCUUUCUUCAUUCCAUCCCUUCUUCUGGCGGCGUUCGCUGGUUUCGUGGCUUCACAAGAUGACACCCUGGUUAUCGACACUCCAACACUGACAGAAGAUCACGCUGAUUACAUCGAUGCCGUGGAUGUCGACCACAUCACCAAGCGAAGUCCUCCGGCCGGUAUAUACGUCUGUUCCCAGGCCAAUUGGGCAGGCAAAUGCACGUGGCUGUCAGUUACCGAGAAUACGUGCAAGAAGUUCGGUUGGAAUUCCGAUAUAUCGUUCGGGGUUCCGGUCGGCUGGCAAUGCAAGUUCUACUGGGGUGAGCAGUGUGGCGGAUCGAAAAGAACAGACGGCAAACUCACGAUUCCUGGCACAACCAAUUUCGCAUACAGCUUUGGCAAGGAGGCACCCAUAUCAUACAAAUGCAGACAAUGUCCCGGCAAGCCUGGCUGUUCCAACGGCAAUGCUCCAGACUUUUUCGAAGCCACGUCCAAGACAGGAGAGGUGGGCUACGAUGGGAAGUGUCGCGUCUUCACAGACGGUGCUGUUGCCACUCAACCAUGCUAG
Molecule: messenger RNA, 561 nt
Organism: Exophiala xenobiotica
Lineage: Eukaryota; Fungi; Ascomycota; Eurotiomycetes; Chaetothyriales; Herpotrichiellaceae
Exons: 3
Coding region: 1-561 (186 amino acids)
Source: RefSeq, a predicted model, not a curated record